Molecule: messenger RNA, 278 nt
Organism: Mesitornis unicolor (brown roatelo)
Lineage: Eukaryota; Metazoa; Chordata; Aves; Mesitornithiformes; Mesitornithidae
Product: mediator of RNA polymerase II transcription subunit 21-like
Exons: 2
Biological process (GO): regulation of transcription by RNA polymerase II
Cellular component (GO): mediator complex
Molecular function (GO): transcription coregulator activity
Source: RefSeq, a predicted model, not a curated record
AGUACGCCCAACUGUUUGCAGCAUUGAUUGCGCGAACUGCAAAAGAUAUUGAUGUUCUAAUAGAUUCCCUGCCUAGUGAGGAAUCAACAGCAGCUUUGCAGGCUGCUAGUCUGUAUCGAUUAGAAGAAGAAAAUCAUGAAGCAGCUGCCCGUCUGGAAGAGGUAGUUUAUCGUGGGGAUAUGCUGCUGGAGAAGAUACAGAGUGCCCUGGCAGACAUUGCGCAGUCACAGCUGAAGACGCGAAGCGGCACACACAGCCAGCCCCUGCCCGACUCCUAG